Messenger RNA from Linum trigynum, 2021 nucleotides. The record is from the annotation of a GenBank genome assembly. Lineage: Eukaryota; Viridiplantae; Streptophyta; Magnoliopsida; Malpighiales; Linaceae.
GAAGAGAGAGAGAGAGAGAGAAGAAAAGAGAAAAAAGUGGUGGGCGGAAAGAUAAAGAUCGACGGGGCCGCUCCUCCGCCCCCGCUCCCCAAUUAGGAUGGAAGUAAUUCGCUGCUCAUCGCAUAACCGUAACUGUCAAUUUUCAAGAUUUCAAAAAUUUGGAUUCUCUUCCCUUAUAUUGAGCGAGUGAAUGAAUGUUGACGAUUACCCACAAUCAACAUACCAGAAUCCCCACUUCUCCUUCCUUACUCUGCUCUGCUCUGCUCUCCACUCUCCUUCCAAACUAGCCCUCAACCCACUCUCACUCUCCCUGCCCUCGCUGCUUCUGGUUUUCCCAGUCCGCCAUGGAAUUCCCAGAAUUCCAGUUCUCUGCAGAAGGGUCAGAGGGCAGGAAGAAAAUAGACUUCAACUUUAGUGAUGAGCACAUUCCCUGCGAUUUGCGCAACAGUUUGGCUUGGGACACCGCCUUCUUCACCAGUCCAGGGAUAAUGGAUAUCGACGAGUUGUUUGAGACUUUCAACCUUAGAGCCGCCAUGGAUCGCAGUAAGGACAAGAAACCAUCAUCUGUUGCCACUGCUGCUGCUGCUUCACACUACGAUUCUCGCCAAAGUCUUGCCUGGGAUAGCGCCUUCUUUACAAGCGCAGGAGUUCUGGAUGCGGAGGAACUGUCUAUGGUGAACAAAGGGUUCAGGAACUCGGUUGCGAAAUCUGAACCUGAGACCUGGAGGUCCAUUGAAUCCAGCUCCACAGCGAACAGUGAGGGGAGCUCUCUUGCCAGCCUUGAGCUUGACCUUUUCAGUGACAUCAAAGGUGCUGUUGGUCAAUUUCACAAUGGAGGUUCCUUGUCUGCUAAGCGAAAGGGAAUGCAAGAAGGAAACGGUGGUUCCUCAUCAGGGAAGCCACCUAGGAGGAUGUCUAGCCGUGGAGUGAAUUCCACACUAUCAAGUAAAAGAGCUUCCUCGAUGGGCAGCCAUGGUGUAUGUAAAGGGAAGAUGAAUGCAGUGAAAUCAACCACACCAUUGAGAUCUCCAUCUUCAGUUCUUCCAGCUACUACGAGAAAUGGAUCAUCUGAACAAGUCAUGAGAACUCCUCCGGGAAAGAGUUCCAGGAAAACUGUGGAGCCUCGCAUGGCAGCCUCAGUUCCUACUUUGAGAACUCCAUUGAAAUUCCUGGCUGGAAGCAAAAACGGAUCUCUGAGUUCUUCUUCGAGUUUCUUAUCGACACUCAAGGCAUCCCCUGCCAGUUCCAUUAGUGGAUUGUCCUCCUCAACGGAACAGUCCUUGAGGUCAACCAACCAGAGACAUCACGUUUCUCCGGUUAAACCUUGCUUCGCAAGUUCGAGUCCAAGGCGGAGCUCCACAGCUCCCCGGACUAUGAAAAGGUUUACAGGAGUAGGCGCAACUCCAAAGAACAUGCAAGCUUCUGGCCUCCGAAUGCCAUCACCAAAGCUUGGAUACUUUGAUUCAGAAAAUCCUAGUGGUUCAGCAAUAAGGGCAGGGAACCUGAAGUCCAACUCUCAUGGACAAAACAAAUCUGCAAUGGCAACUAGCAGCAGCAGAAGUGGUAGUAGAACAAGCCUGGGGAAGCACCAUUUAAGUGAGAUUGUUGCCUUGUCUCUAAAUAGCAAAAUCGGCAGUAGCAAUGAACGGUGGCAGGAAUCCUUCAUCAACAACGAUAAUAUGAAGAAGAAGAGGUGCCUGAAGGAAGAUGGGGAAGAUUCUAAGGUGGAUCCUGGAGCUAGACAAGGGAAAGGAAGUAGUUGCAGCCGCAACAAGAGGCCUGGAAGUAACAAGGAGAACAGUAUAGCAGCUAGUUUGGACAGUCAGGUUGAUGGCCUUAGCAGACAACUUAAAGCCAUUCAUUUUAACAGGGGAUUUUCCCCAGUUUGGAAGUAGUAGGCAUGAUUGAUGACGAGGUUCAAAAUUCCUUGUUGCCCCUCUUGGUUUUUUAGUUUGUUUGCUGCAGUUGACCGAUAGCUUGUCGGACAAUAACCAUUCCUCCAUUAAAGGAUGAAUAGAUAU